AUGGGGAAAAGAAGGAGAUGUCAUGAAAGUACUGUAGCUCGGGAAGCAAGCGUGGAGAGUGAAGAAGAGUUGAGAAGCCGAAUGGAGAGAUUGCUGGCGAGAGCUGAGGCGUUGGAAAACACUGUAGCUCGGCAAAAUAAGAAGAUCCACAACAACAUAUCCGAUAUGUUGGAAGAUAUCAAGUUACUCUUAUUAGUUCAUGUCGCCGACAAGGAAAGGAGCGUGUUACUUGUGUUUACUUCUUGGGAUCAAUCAUGGAAUGUGAUCAAUGACGACGACAUGCCUUCUUCUUGUCAUUUUUGCCAUGUGAUACUGUUCAAUGGCUGCUUCUUUGCCGUCGAGCAAAAUGGGAGGACUUUCGCUGUACAUCUCUCUUCUCUGAGAUUGACACUGGCAGCAAAUCCUCCUGUGUUUGGCGACGGUGACAACAUUGAAUCCUCUGGUGAUAUGUUGUUGGUUGAUUUGAUAAGCAGGGAACUUGAAUCAGAUGACUUUUGGAACUUCGAGAAUUCUCAUGUCCAGAAUCACGCCUUUGCCACUGUAAAUACUUAUAUAACCCUCCAGAUUAUAAGUCUUCAGAUUUGUGCAAAGAGACCAGAGUUGGGUGCAGCUUCUGAUACUUUACCUCUUUAUGGACCAAGUGUCUUCUUCCACGGUUUCAUUUUUAAUGGGACAGACCUUGGCACUAUUGGAUAUAAGGAUGUGGCAGUGUGUGAUUUUAGGUCUCAGGAAAUGAAGCUGGUGCACGAACACCCUCUUUAG
This is a messenger RNA of Camelina sativa (false flax), 762 nucleotides long. Its product is annotated as F-box protein SKIP23-like. NCBI's taxonomy places the organism in Eukaryota, Viridiplantae, Streptophyta, Magnoliopsida, Brassicales, Brassicaceae. The record is from RefSeq and is a predicted model, not a curated record.